UUCCAGCCCAGUGUCUGGCUUACUUUAGACAAAAUUUUACCGAAAUUGAAGUAUGGAAUGAUGCCCAUGCCCUGGCCAAACAGCGGAUGGGCUCGGACAGUGCGAUGCGCCGUCCAACUUCCUUGUGGCUCGUUGAUGGCCCCCAUCCGGGUGGGACGACCCCUAAGCUUCAUCAACCCGCGCCCCAAUGUGUCGCGGCCGGUGCCGAUUAACGCCUCAAACAACUUCCUGGACAUCCAGGUGGACCUCGUCGUCGCAAAGGACGAGCCUCCGAAGGUGUCCCUGCCCUCGUUCAUCUACUACCACAGUCCGAUGACCAGGCUCCUCACCAAGCUGUCGCUGCUGCGCCUGAAGCUCUUGUGGGACUGGAGCUUCUCGGAGCACGUCUUCAUGGACAACUCCACCCAGGCGGCGGCGGUACUCACCGAUUUUGUGCGUCGCCGUCGGACCAGGAACGUGGAGCGCUGCACCACGCCGAUGGGGUUCAAGCAGAUAAAUCACGAUCUGCUGGAGGGGACCUUCGACUGGCGCCUCAAAAUGAUGCGGUUCGAGAAGCACCACUUCCGCCGGGCCAUUCCGCUGAAGGUUCAACUCUUGCCCCACUACGACCACCGGUUCGCGUUUAUCGACGUGGUCUAUGUGGCGUUGCGGCGCUCCAACGAUUUCACGGACUUCACCGACAAGAAGGAUAUGAGCGUGCUGAUGAACCAGUACGUGGAUCCCACCCAGCUGACCGUCUCCCAUCCGUUGAUCUUCGCCGAGGUGUUCCUGCGGUUCCGGCGUGACUACUCGGUCACACCGACCCGCAUGGGCAACGUCCGGGAUAACAACCGGUGCAUGGGCCAGUGGCUAGUUUCCACAUACAAAAUUGUGCGCUUUGAUCUCCUCAACCACCAUCCCCUUUUCGACGUACCUGUCGUGGAGCAGACGGCACCCCCGAGUCCGCUUCCGGUUGCCCGUCCACCGAUCCGGAGCAGUACGUGAAGCCAU
Molecule: messenger RNA, 990 nt
Organism: Drosophila bipectinata
Lineage: Eukaryota; Metazoa; Arthropoda; Insecta; Diptera; Drosophilidae
Biological process (GO): protein insertion into mitochondrial inner membrane from matrix
Cellular component (GO): mitochondrial inner membrane
Molecular function (GO): ribosome binding
Source: RefSeq, a predicted model, not a curated record